AUCGUGCGUGGCAAUCAGAUGCCCUCAUCGUGCGUGACAUUGCUGUCAUGCGCUCUAGGCCAACGCAGUGAAGCCUUCAAAUAGGACGAACCUAGCUAGAUAAAUUCGAUCCUUCGGCCGCGCGCGUUGCAUCACCAGCACACAUAGACACUGCCGCAGCUGCGACUUCUCAUCGCCGGCCGGCCAUGACUGCUCCCUCGUCACCGCUGCUCACGCUGGUCCUCCUCCUGCUUACGUCGUCGCCGGCCGUGGCGUGCGCCCACCCCGGCGGCGACCUCAAGCGCAUCCGCGUGUACAUGCACGAGACCCUCUCGGGGCCGAACGCGACCCUGCUGACGUCGGUGCAGUCCCCGCUGGGCGGCAGCGCAACGUUUGGUCAGAUCGGCGUGCUGGACAACGAGCUGCGGGACGGGCCGGACCGGGGUAGCUCGUCGCUGCUGGGCCGUUUCCAGGGCUUGUUCGCCAUGACGGGGCUGGCUAGCACGCCAGGCCUGUUGUCGGCGGUCAACGUCGUGUUCACUGCCGGGCAGCACCGCGGGAGCACGCUGGCCAUGUUGGGCACGAUACAGGACUUACGGGCUACCGUCGAGCGCACCGUCGUCGGCGGGACCGGCGCGUUUCGGAUGGCGCGCGGGUACAGCUCCAUGGUUUACGUGCCUGAGGCGAGCACGACGAACCACGAUGUCUAUAGGAUCGACUUCUUUGUUGAUGUUUAGUUUUCUCCAUGGAGAUUGUUUUAAGAAUCAGUGAAAUAAAAGGAAGAGAACGGAUGCAUAAUUAACGCGUCGCAAA
Aegilops tauschii subsp. strangulata is the source of this 792-nucleotide messenger RNA. RefSeq names its product dirigent protein 2. The record is from RefSeq and is a predicted model, not a curated record. Lineage: Eukaryota; Viridiplantae; Streptophyta; Magnoliopsida; Poales; Poaceae.